Molecule: messenger RNA, 458 nt
Organism: Eurytemora carolleeae
Lineage: Eukaryota; Metazoa; Arthropoda; Copepoda; Calanoida; Temoridae
Product: band 7 protein AGAP004871
Cellular component (GO): plasma membrane
Source: RefSeq, a predicted model, not a curated record
AGGUUGGGACGGCUCCGACCUGGAGGAGCUAUGGGUCCUGGCCUAUUCUUUAUCCUCCCCUGUAUAGAUACUUACAAGAAGGUCGACCUCAGGACCGUAUCAUUCGACGUACCACCACAGGAGGUUUUGUCCCGAGACUCUGUUACAGUAAGCGUAGAUGCAGUUGUUUACUACAGGUGAUGCAGGAUGCCCUUGACGAAGCUACUGAUCCCUGGGGAGUAAAAGCAGAACGAGUAGAAAUAAAAGACGUGAGACUUCCAGUGCAGCUUCAAAGAGCUAUGGCAGCAGAAGCAGAAGCAGCCAGGGAAGCUAGAGCUAAGGUGAUAGCAGCUGAAGGAGAGCAGAAAGCGAGCAGAGCUUUGCGAGAUGCCGCUGAGGUUAUUGCAGAGAGUUCAUCAGCGCUCCAGUUGAGAUAUCUACAGACAGACCCUAUCCACUGUAUCUAUCUAUCUAUUUAG